Chrysochloris asiatica (Cape golden mole) is the source of this 1593-nucleotide messenger RNA. RefSeq names its product zinc finger protein 35 (gene ZNF35). Gene Ontology annotation, cellular component: nucleus. Bases 1 to 1593 code for a protein of 530 amino acids. Gene Ontology annotation, molecular function: RNA polymerase II cis-regulatory region sequence-specific DNA binding; DNA-binding transcription activator activity, RNA polymerase II-specific. Lineage: Eukaryota; Metazoa; Chordata; Mammalia; Afrosoricida; Chrysochloridae. The transcript has 3 exons. The record is from RefSeq and is a predicted model, not a curated record. Gene Ontology annotation, biological process: regulation of transcription by RNA polymerase II.
AUGACUGCAGAACUGAAAGAGACUUUGGCCCUGACCCCUUGGGGCUCAGUGACAGUGAAAAAGGAGGAGGAUGAGGAGGAAAAUCUGGGUCAGACAUCCAGCCAACAACUACGCUCUGACAACAUCAACAUCUGGGCCCCUGGGGAGGAUCCUCAGACAGGCCUUAAUGUAUCAGAACAGGAGGAAAAGGGUCAGGGCAUGUUCUGGGACAUGGCAGUGAUCCUGGAAGCAACAAAGGAGGUGCCUGCUGGUUUACCCCUUGGCAAUUGCUCAUUACCUAAGACCCAUGGGGUGCCUGCUCAGGCCAAGAGGGAGAUAUUGGAAUCUCAUGGAGACAUGACUUUUCUAGAUGCUGAAAUCAAAAGUCCACCAUCAUUGGUUCUGAAAACUGAGAUGGGUGAUGAAGCAGAAAAACCUUUCAUAAUAUUAGGAAGAAUACAGAAAGCUGACUCUGAAACGCCUGAGUUAGGAGAAGCCAGCAAAAACAUGAACAUAUUAAAGAGGCAAAGAAUCAAGAAGGAGAAGAAAGAUUUCAGACAAGUGAUAGUGAAAGAUUGCCAUUUAUCUGAAAGCCUCAAAGAAGAAGACAAGAAAUACCAGAAUUCUGGGAAAAUAUACAGCCUUAGUUCUGGCCCUGUUAAAAAUCAGAAAAUCCAACCUGGUCAAAAACCUUUUACAUGUAGUGUGUGUGGGAAGGGCUUUAGUCAGAGUGCAAACCUUGUUGUGCAUCAGCGAAUUCACACUGGAGAGAAGCCCUUUGAAUGCCAUGAGUGUGGGAAGGCCUUCAUUCAGAGUGCAAAUCUUGUUGUGCACCAGAGAAUCCACACUGGACAGAAACCUUAUGUUUGUUCAAAAUGUGGGAAAGCCUUCACUCAGAGUUCAAAUCUGACUGUGCAUCAAAAAAUUCACUCCUUAGAAAAAAACUUUAAGUGCAAUGAGUGUGAGAAAGCCUUCAGUUAUAGCUCACAACUUGCUCGGCACCAGAAAGUCCACAUUACUGAAAAAUGCUAUGAAUGUAAUGAGUGUGGGAAAACAUUUACUCGGAGCUCAAACCUCAUUGUCCACCAGAGAAUCCACACUGGGGAGAAGCCCUUUGCCUGUAAUGAUUGUGGCAAAGCCUUCACCCAGAGUGCUAAUCUUAUUGUGCAUCAGCGAAGCCAUACUGGUGAGAAGCCAUAUGAGUGUAAAGAGUGUGGGAAAGCCUUCAGUUGUUUUUCACAUCUAAUUGUGCACCAGAGGAUUCACACUGCAGAGAAACCUUAUGACUGCAGUGAGUGUGGGAAAGCCUUCAGUCAACUCUCUUGCCUUAUUGUCCACCAGAGGAUUCACAGUGGAGACCUUCCUUAUGUGUGCAGUGAGUGUGGGAAGGCCUUCACAUGUAGCUCUUACCUGCUUAUUCAUCAGAGAAUCCAUAAUGGAGAAAAACCUUAUACUUGUAAUGAGUGUGGUAAGGCCUUCCGGCAGAGGUCAAGCCUCACUGUGCACCAGAGAACCCACACUGGGGAGAAGCCCUAUGAAUGUGCAAAGUGUGGUGCAGCUUUCAUUUCUAACUCGCACCUCAUGCGACAUCACAGAACCCAUCUUGUUGAGUAA